ACGAGCCGACAAUCCUAUCUUGAUGUGGAGCAGUCUGCAAUCCAUUUUUAUUAUUCUGGUGGAGAGCGUGUUGAUUUGCGGCGCUUGAAAUGGCUUGUAUGUCGAGCUGUACAGGAAUAGGAACUCUCACCAAGCUUAAUGCACCGGACCACACUUCUUCCCAUUGCAUUCGUGACAACUAUCGCACGAAUUCUCAUGUUAUACAAUUUGGGUUGAGGCAUGGUCAGCAAUUCCGGUGUCGGAGGGGUGCACUUCGUGUGAAAAGUUUAUUUGGCGGAAAAAAGGAAAGUAAUGAGAAUCCUGAUGAGGCAGCCAAGAAGGCAGGCUUAUUUGGAAAUGUGCAAGGUCUUUAUGAAACUGUGAAAAAAGCUCAGAUGGUUGUUCAAGUAGAGGCAGUUCGUGUACAGAAGGAGCUUGCUGCUGCUGAAUUUGAUGGCUACUGUGAAGGCGAGUUAAUAAAGGUCACUCUUUCUGGUAAUCAACAACCUGUACGCACAGAGAUUACAGAAGCUGCAAUGGAGUUGGGAGCUGAGAAACUUUCUGAUUUGGUUACAGAAGCAUACAAGGAUGCACAUCAAAAGAGUGUUCAGUUCACUGGCUGAUGGCUGAUGGCUGAUGGCUGAUUUCCUGUUUGUGUCAGGCCAUGAAAGAAAGAAUGAAAAAUCUUGCGCAGAGCCUUGGUAUGCCCCCUGGGCUUGGAAUUGGGGAUGGGCCAAGCUAAUCUGUUCUAGACUCAUAGUUAAUAUCUUUGGAGACCGGUUAGACUCAAUUUUGUAUAUGAUGGAGGAUGAAAACAUUGCUUCUAGUUCUUUAUUAGCACAGCGGCAAUUCAAUGUGGGGAUGCUUUUUAUUCUCAUAGGCGACGAGGAGGAAGAAUUCAUUCUUUGUAUCUGUUUUAAUAAUAAAAUAUCCAGUGUUUUAUUAGCACAAAUGAAGUCAAAAUAUUAUCGGAUGUUACCUUUUAACAAAGAAAAUUUGGCUAAUUUCUUACAAUGCUUGAAUAUGUCAACUGGACUUUCUUCAA
This is a messenger RNA of Cryptomeria japonica (Japanese cedar), 1024 nucleotides long. Its product is annotated as nucleoid-associated protein At2g24020, chloroplastic. The transcript is spliced from 7 exons. The record is from RefSeq and is a predicted model, not a curated record. Gene Ontology annotation, molecular function: DNA binding. Bases 90 to 602 code for a protein of 170 amino acids. NCBI's taxonomy places the organism in Eukaryota, Viridiplantae, Streptophyta, Pinopsida, Cupressales, Cupressaceae.